CGCGAAACGCAACGGGGGUUCGCAGCAGCGACGGAGCCAGCCGUGCACCACCAGAGAGAAGCCGGGCUCGGCGGGCCGCGCAUACUCUUCCGCCGGGGAAUAAUCACUCCCGUGAUCGAGUCGCGCAGGGAUCCGCGUUCGCUCCACGUAACGCUCAGCCCGACGACCCCCGACCGCGGCGUAUUAUGUAAGGGGGAUGUUGCCGCCGUCGUCGCUCUCUUACGCUACCCUUUCACACGCGCGCCGUACUGGCUGUUGCUACUGCUGCUGCUGCUGCUGCUGCUGCUGAAGAGGAGAAAGAGAGAGAGAGCGAGAGGCCGAGCGGAGAGGUGCCUCUCCGACGACAUGCGAAGAGACGCGUCCGACGCGACGACGACGGACGACGAGCGAGGAUCGCAGACAGCCCUGGUGAGACACGUCGACGGCGACGAGCGACCGAAGCAUCCAUGGAACUGAAAAUCCUCCUGUGGGUUCACAUCGUGGGAAUUUGUUCGGGUCUGAGAGGAGUGCGCAUCCAGAUACCGACGGCCGUGAAGAAGGGCGAGUCGGCGACGCUGAAAUGUUGGUACGACACCGAGGGCGACCCAUUGUACGCCGUCAAAUGGUACAAGGGGGGUCGAGAGUUUUAUCGCUAUGCCCCAAACGAGAGUCCGCCCGUCAAGACCUUCCCCAUCGGGAACCUGACGGUGAAGAAAACGGAGAGCAACGCGACGCAGGUCGUGCUGACGAAGUUGGAAUUGGAGGCGGCGGGCGCGUACAGCUGCGAGGUAUCAGCCGACGCGCCUUCCUUCCACACGGCUAUGGUUGACGCGGCGUUGAACGUCGUCGAAUUGCCCUCUGAGUUGCCGUCGAUACAGGGACUAAAGAGGAAAUACCACGUCAACGAUCCGCUACGUUUGAACUGCACAUCCGGCCGGAGCAAGCCAGCCGCGAAUCUCACUUGGUAUAUCAACGAUCGACAGCCUCUCAAAUCGCACGUCCGCACGUACAGCCCGCUCGACACGAACGAGUCGGAGUGGCAGAUUUCGCAAAUUGGACUCCAGUUCCUGGUUACGCACGAUCACUUCGUCAACGGCAAGCUGAAGAUACGUUGCAGCGCGUCGAUAUACGACAUUUAUUGGCAGAGCACGGAAGUCAGCACCGAGGAGGAUCGGCCGCGGGUGAUACACUACGAGCCCGCCGCGACUAUCGUCGGCAUCAACUACCUCCAGCCACCGCCAAAUUUUCAGACCGGCCAGAAGAAGCCCGACGGGCAGGUUGGAGUGAAAGUGCUGGGGUCGUCCACUGGGGUGAGCCUGCUGCGGCCGUCGGCGAGGAUCAUUUUGGAAUUGUUUGCGCUUCUUCUAAUCGUCAUUCGUUAAAGGCAUAUAUAGUGCAUUGGUUCGAGAAACGCGCUUUGGAACACUUUGCGUACGUGUUUGUAAGAGGACGAGGAGCAGGAGGAGGAGGAGAAGAAGAAGGAAGAGAAGGAGGUGGAGGAGGGCUCGAGAGGCGCUUUGUGCGAGGAUGACGUUUCCUCUAUGGGAUCGCCUCGGAUCACCACGCAACAGCAAUAUACAACCGGAGCGAAUACAGAGGGAGCUCCUUGGGUCACGUCACAGCGAUGAAACUCUGAAAGGCCUUGUUCGAAUUGCCGGAGGAAUGGAAGUGACGGGGACGCGCGAGACCGAGGAUUCGAUUGGUUUCGGAGGGCAGAAAAGGCCGAAAAAAUAAUCGUGGACGUGGCGGGCGAGCCCCCCGCCCCGCGCGCGCGAAAUGAUUUAUCCGACGUUCACUCGUCCCGACGAUCAACGAAUGUCCAAAAAGCACUACAGCGACGAACAGACACGCGGCUGGAUAUAUAUACUCGCGAUAUAUAUAUAUUCGGGAGUUAUUUUACUAUUAUUAGACCAUAUACUCUUUGCUUCCUUCCAGCGGGGAUAAUGUGUUUGCAAUGUGUAGGUAUACGUAUACAUAUAUAGUACGUUUCGUCGCAUCAUACGAGAAGAUAGUUUUUUUUUCGUACUUUUAUAACUCAGAAAGAGACUAUAACGUAGCAUGAAUGUACGUGCGUAUUCCUCGACAGCGUAAUAACACUCAUACACGUGGAUACAGACACACAUAUACGGAAGUAUAAACAAAUGUGCAUGUACACGACAGAUAUGAGUAGGGUAAAAUCACUCGAUGCAGACCAGCGUACAUACACAUGAUACAUACAUUCACACAGUCUCUCACACACACAUACACAUACACUGUCGUCACACUUUUUCUCUGUACGAAUAACUGAUAAGUAUAAAAGUGUUCGCGAAAAUACAUAUUGCGGCCCGCCUAAGUAUUUUACAGUGUGCGAGAUGAUGUACCUGAAUCGGAUAUUGGCGCGAACUUCUUUUUUUUGUGUUGCUAUUUAGGGACUAUGUAUUAUAUAUAUUAUAUAAUAAGUGAGGAAAAGAUGUGCUAUAUAUAUAUCGAGUUACAUGGUAACGACACAACUUUGUGUAUCUCGGUCAUUCCAUUUCGUAUUAAAGCGUAAUUAAUUUAUUGAUGAGGCUGAUUUAAUUGAUGUACAGUACGAUUUAUGGAGUUUAUUAUAAAUUCAUUAAGUAUAUU
Temnothorax curvispinosus is the source of this 2586-nucleotide messenger RNA. RefSeq lists its product as uncharacterized. The record is from RefSeq and is a predicted model, not a curated record. The coding region runs from base 447 to 1361 and encodes 304 amino acids. The transcript is spliced from 6 exons. NCBI's taxonomy places the organism in Eukaryota, Metazoa, Arthropoda, Insecta, Hymenoptera, Formicidae.